Messenger RNA from Rosa rugosa (rugosa rose), 1220 nucleotides. RefSeq names its product protein LIGHT-DEPENDENT SHORT HYPOCOTYLS 4. The transcript has a single exon. Gene Ontology annotation, biological process: mRNA transcription; response to light stimulus. The record is from RefSeq and is a predicted model, not a curated record. Lineage: Eukaryota; Viridiplantae; Streptophyta; Magnoliopsida; Rosales; Rosaceae. Gene Ontology annotation, cellular component: nucleus. Bases 437 to 1039 code for a protein of 200 amino acids.
CUUACCAAAUUUAUUAAUUUACCAUCAAAUCUCUCUCUCUCUCCCUCCCUCCCUCUCUAUCUUUUCUGAGGUUGUAGGGCUAUGAAGAACUGAGUCUCUUCCCCUUUUUUCGGAAAAAAAAAUCUGGCAAUCUCUCUCGAAAUGUUCCCAUGAAAAAAAGUUAGCAAAAGCUAGCCAUACCCCCACAUCAUAGAUUUCUAGGUUUUUUUGAUCAUACAAAGAUUCAAAGAAAACCUAGGAAGGAAGGGCAAGAGAGAAAAGUAAAUAGUUCAUAACCCUACUGUUCUUUUCCCACUCCUAUAUAUCAAACCACAUCAUCACCUUCAUGAAAAACCCAGUUCAAAUUAGAUAGAUCCGAUCCAACUCAUUUUGAUGUCCUACUUCUAAGUUCAUCACCUUCUCUCUUUUUGAUUUUGAGUUUUGAGUGCUGGAAUCCAUGGAUUCACUUCAAGGAUUUGGUAGCCCUUCAGACACAAACAGUUCCUCAAGCAACAUCAACCUCAACUCUUCUUCCUCAUCCUCAACCCCAAGCUCUCCUACUGCCACUCUCAGCCGCUACGAAAACCAAAAGCGGCGAGACUGGAACACCUUCGGUCAGUACCUCAGGAACCACCGGCCGCCGCUAUCCCUGUCCCGGUGCAGCGGGGCCCACGUCCUGGAGUUCCUGAGGUACCUUGACCAGUUCGGGAAGACCAAAGUCCACACCCAAAUGUGUCCCUUCUUUGGGCACCCAAACCCUCCUGCGCCGUGCCCCUGCCCUCUGCGCCAAGCUUGGGGCAGCCUUGACGCCCUCAUCGGCCGCCUCCGUGCCGCCUUUGAAGAGCACGGUGGUAAGCCUGAGGCAAACCCUUUCGGGGCUAGAGCCGUGAGGCUCUAUCUCCGCGAGGUUCGCGACUCACAGGCCAAAGCUAGAGGAAUCAGCUAUGACAAGAAGAAGCGCAAGAGGCCACCGCAGUCAGCUAGUACUACUUCUCUUCAAGCAUUAAUGCCUCCAACUCCUCCUCCAGCUCCUCCUCCUUCUAGUAGUGCAAGUCAGUAAGAAAUUAUUAAUAACUAGUUUGGUCUGGGAUCAAAAUAAAUCCUCACUACUCUCUCUAGCAUAAAUAGAUAUUUCAUAUUUCAUAUAUUUUGCUAAAUGUAUGUUUAAUGGUCUAUUGACACUCUUAAUUAGUUCAUCCUCCUGUUGCACUCUGAAAUUAGUAUUGUUAAUUUUAAAGUAA